UCCAGCCUAAUUCGCAUUUGCUCCCGCAUAGAAAAGGCCUAAAAGUAGGGCAGACGAAAAUAAAGAAAAGGAGAAUAAAAAAAAAGAAAAACAAAUCGAUUGAAAAGAACGAGAGAUCGAUUCGAUACGUCCCACCUCUCAAAACCCUAGAUUCCCAAACCGAUUCGAUUUCCGCUGCUUCGAAUCUAAAUCCAUCGCGAUCUUUUCCCUCUUCUACAUCAGGACAGGAUUCUUGAAAUGUCUCCAGCAUCAAGAUCUAAGUCCAAGUCAGGUAGUAGGGCAGCCAAGGAACAGCAGAAGUCUUCUUCGAAGCCUUCAGCUGGGCCUGCUAAUGCAGGGAGCGGCGUCCCAGCAAGUGCAUACAAUCCAAUCUCGGGCACCUUCCACAUGCUCGAAACAGCACCGACUGCCUCUUCUCCUCAACCCCACAGCAAUGGCCGGUUCCGAACAAUAGACGAGACUGAUGAACAUUCAGGCAGCUCGCUUGGUACAGGACCUGAGUAUGACUCAGUCUCAAACAAUGAUAGCUGCUCUGUUGAAUCUGAAGACCAGAAGGAGAAGUCACCAAGCGUCACACCCCGUCCAGAAGCAAUUCCCGGCUCUGACAAUGACAAGAGGGACAAGAUCCGUCAGAAGAAUGAGAGGAAGCACCAGCGUCAGAGGGAGAAGCGGGCCCAGGAGCUACAUGAACGUUGCUGUGGCUACCUCAUGUCCCGAAAACUGGAAAAACUCGCGCAGACCCUUGUGUCAAUGGGCUUCUUGUCUGAACGAGCGACGAUGGCCCUUAUCUUGAAUGAAGGCCGGGUCGAGGAAUCCAUUGCGUGGCUCCUCGAAGUAGGUGAAGAAGCAAACCAUCAGAAGGAUACUUCGAACCUCGCCAGUGGGCGUAACUUGAAAAUCGAUAUCACUGAAGAGUUUGCCCAGAUCUCAGAAAUAGAGGUUAGGUACAAGUGCACAAAGCAAGAGGUUGAAAGGGCCAUUGUGGCCUGUGAGGGCGAUUUGAAGAAGGCGGUUGAGUCAUUGAGAGCGCAGAAACCAGAACCAGCUGCCACCUCUCCGCCAAAGUUGGAAGGAAUGGGUGACCCCCGUGCCAUCAAUUGCGGUAAGCUGGCAACAGUUCCUGGUGCUCAAAACCACUUAAUGAGAACAACACCAACGAAAGCUGUUGCUUCAGUUGUGAUACCACAACAAAGAAAGGAUGAAAGAGAUUUCAACUACACAAAGAUGGCUGCGGUGCCGGUGGUAUCGUCACCUGACAAUGGAACGAGGAACUUGGAGCCUUCGAGAAGGAUGCAGUCAAAGCCAGAAUGGGUGAGACCUCAGUCAGCGACAGUGGCAACCCCAGUGGAGAAGAGGUGGCCGAAUGUGAGCACAAGCCCAUCUGCAUCUCAUUCCUUGGCAACGCCGUUGCAAGCCUCAGUUCUGCCGUCAAAGACAGAGGCUCGUUGUUUAGUUUCAGGGAGUGAAGGAAAGGUAAUACAAACCGGGCCAUUGAGGGAGCCGGUGAUCGUGAUGCAGCGUCCACAGUCUGUCAAUGCCAAUAAGCAGAAUCCCACCACCAGCAUCAGUGCAUCUUCACCAGUGACAACUGGAUGGUAUCCAACUGGCCCCUCUGGCACUGAGAUGAUGAAGGCAAAUGGGGGUCUAGUUCAGGUGCCAGCUGCAAGCAAUAGAGGCUCACAACAAAUUUAUCUCCAACGGUCCCAGCAUCAACAGCCCUAUGCGGCGAGUUCGACAGAUUCGUCGGCUGCUGUGGGAUGGGGGAGCUCAUGGAGCAUGACUGGGCCAUCGUCGCUUGCAGUUCCAUCUUCUCUGGGGUUGUUCAUGGGUUGGAGUUCAAACGGGACAUCGUCUGGCUCGUCGUCGCCAGUGGAUUGGACCACGGCGGGGUCGAUGCCAGUGUGCGACUACAACAACAUAGAUUGGAGCCUGGAGUCGACAACGACGUCCCCCUCUUCAAGGCAGGAUAGGUUGUCGCAAGGGCUUACAAUGUACAUGAAGAGCAGUCGGAUGUAUGAUGGGUGGCCCGGGGCAACAACGGGCGUGUCAGCGGGGGCCACAAGGAUAGCUGUGAAUGGCAUGCGUGUUGCAGGGUUGCGAGAGGGUGGGGUGGCGACGGACGUCUCGUCGCCAUCCAUGGGAUCACACGAGUGGAUGUCUGAUACAUCAACGUCAGCCGUGGGAUCACAUGAGUGGACGUCGCCCUUCGCAGGGAAGGACCUCUUGAGCUUGCCUAGGGAGUUUGUUACUUCCCCAACCCUGUAGGAAAGGUGGGACUUGGAAAGGGGGCUGGUCUAAUAGAUUUUUU
This is a messenger RNA of Magnolia sinica, 2308 nucleotides long. RefSeq lists its product as uncharacterized. The record is from RefSeq and is a predicted model, not a curated record. The transcript is spliced from 2 exons. Gene Ontology annotation, molecular function: protein binding. NCBI's taxonomy places the organism in Eukaryota, Viridiplantae, Streptophyta, Magnoliopsida, Magnoliales, Magnoliaceae. The coding region runs from base 238 to 2265 and encodes 675 amino acids.